UUGGUGCGCAGACGCAGAGGUGCAGAAGCGCUGUGAGCUGAGGUGGACUUCUUCCUUUUUACUGUUUGGAAGGAGCUGAGCACUCAGGCAACUGGACCUCAGGAGCAACACGAAACCUCUCAAACAACCUCCGAGACGUCACGAUGAUCCGGAUAGCCGCCUUCCUCGCGCUGCUGGUGGUCGCCUGCUCAGGAGAGAGCUGCACGGACCCAGUCAUCACUCCGUCGGCCUACACCACCUCUGACGCCGUCAUCUCAUCAGAGUCUGUCUUCAUCGUUGAACUCAGCCUGACCUGCGCCAACGGAGCACAGAGCGUAACGCUGUAUGCUGAUGUCAAUGGAAGACAGUUCCCUGUAACCAGAGGACAGGAUGUUGGAAAGUACCAGGUGUCCUGGAGUCUUCCUCACAAACAGGCAACCUCUGGAACAUAUCAGGUCAAAUUCUUCGAUGAGGAGUCCUAUAGUGCCCUGCGCAAGGCCCAGAGAAACAAUGAAGACGUAAAUGCCAUUCACCCUCUCUUCUCUGUCAACAUUGACCACAGGGGUGCAUGGAAUGGCCCAUGGGUGUCUACUGAAGUGGUUGCUGCCCUCAUUGGUAUCCUGGUCUACUACUUGGCUUUCAGCGCAAAGAGCACCAUCCAAGCAUAAACUGAUCCAAAACAGCUUUUUAAAUACUGGAUCAUUAAAGACUGAUUUCUGAUGGGGCUCGACCAAUUAUCCAUCAUCCGGUGUUGGGACAAACCAACAGGAUUUUGCCACUUGAUCUGCUUUGGGGCAAGGAGCAGAAGUAGCAGUCUUUGUCUUUUUUAUUCAGACUGUGUCUCUUAUGUGCUUUGAGUCUUUAAAGAUGAAUUUUGACACACGAUUGACUCUCGGUAUGGGUGGAGUUUUGUAACAAUGGUUUCUUUUUUUGGAAACAACAGAUCAAUAAACCUGGACUUUACAAAUAAAGAAAUCAAAUAGAGCUCA
Molecule: messenger RNA, 968 nt
Organism: Oreochromis niloticus (Nile tilapia)
Lineage: Eukaryota; Metazoa; Chordata; Actinopteri; Cichliformes; Cichlidae
Gene: ssr4
Product: signal sequence receptor, delta
Exons: 6
Coding region: 144-647 (167 amino acids)
Cellular component (GO): membrane; endoplasmic reticulum; endomembrane system
Source: RefSeq, a predicted model, not a curated record